This is a messenger RNA of Anoplophora glabripennis (Asian longhorned beetle), 1176 nucleotides long. RefSeq names its product NADH-quinone oxidoreductase subunit B 2. Gene Ontology annotation, biological process: electron transport coupled proton transport; aerobic respiration; mitochondrial respiratory chain complex I assembly. The record is from RefSeq and is a predicted model, not a curated record. The coding region runs from base 64 to 702 and encodes 212 amino acids. Gene Ontology annotation, molecular function: NADH dehydrogenase (ubiquinone) activity; quinone binding; 4 iron, 4 sulfur cluster binding. NCBI's taxonomy places the organism in Eukaryota, Metazoa, Arthropoda, Insecta, Coleoptera, Cerambycidae. The transcript is spliced from 4 exons.
AAUGUAUUAUUACGUAAAACUGUCAUAUCGUUUUUAAACAUAAUUUUUUUUAUAACAAAUAAGAUGUUACGAAGUGCUUUAUUACCGUGCAAGGAAGCACUAACCACAGCUAAUGUAUUAAGGAAUCUUUCUGGUGGCAGUUUUGGUAAUGUACAACUACAAAAGAGAGAUCAAUCAACUCAACCGGUACCAGCUGACAGACCGUAUUCACCACAUCAAGUUUCAAGGAGCAACUUGGCUGAAUAUGCUCUGGCACGUUUAGAUGACCUACUGAAUUGGGGUAGAAAAGGCUCCAUGUGGCCCCUUACUUUUGGGUUGGCAUGUUGUGCUGUUGAAAUGAUGCACAUUGCUGCACCAAGAUAUGAUAUGGACAGAUAUGGUGUUGUUUUCCGUGCCUCUCCACGUCAAGCCGAUGUGAUUAUAGUAGCUGGCACUCUCACAAAUAAGAUGGCCCCAGCGUUAAGAAAGGUAUAUGACCAAAUGCCUGAGCCACGUUGGGUUAUCUCCAUGGGCAGUUGUGCAAAUGGAGGUGGAUAUUACCAUUAUUCAUACUCAGUUGUAAGAGGUUGUGAUAGAAUUAUUCCUGUAGACAUUUAUGUACCAGGAUGUCCUCCAACGGCAGAGGCCCUCUUGUAUGGAGUAUUGCAACUUCAGAAAAAAGUAAAGAGGCUCAACACGUUGCAAAUGUGGUAUAGAAAGUAAAUAAUAGCAAAUCAAUAGUCAUUUAUUUCUCUAAAGUUCCCGAUUGUACAUACUGAUCCCUCGAGUUUUUGCCUAACAGUGUUAUAAUUGUUAAAAAUAGGUGUAAAAUGUAAAGUUUUAAGUCAAACAAUGUUGUUGCAAAAUCAAUGGAAAAUAAAGGAAAAUUUUGUUUAUAUUUAUUUUUUCUAUUUCUUAAACCAUUUUGCAACAGCUUUAUGUACAGUGUCACAUAAAAAAAAAUGGAAAAGACUAAAGUCUUAUGAAAUUGUAUCUCAUUUCAAAUAAAUAUGAAUAUAUAAAAAAAAACAAUUGGCUAUUGCACUUCGACGUUAUAAAUCAAACUUUUGUUUUAUUUUUAAUGGAACGCCCUGUAUAUUGUUGAUAUUUGGAAUCCUUUCCUUUUGUUAAUUACAGUGAUAUACAGUGUGUUCUGAAACUCCGGGAGGUGAUUAUAUGGAUUAAAAUAAUAGCAAU